Rhincodon typus (whale shark) is the source of this 501-nucleotide messenger RNA. RefSeq names its product histone-lysine N-methyltransferase SETD1A-like. The transcript has 3 exons. Bases 1 to 501 code for a protein of 166 amino acids. Gene Ontology annotation, molecular function: RNA binding; histone H3K4 methyltransferase activity. The record is from RefSeq and is a predicted model, not a curated record. Lineage: Eukaryota; Metazoa; Chordata; Chondrichthyes; Orectolobiformes; Rhincodontidae. Gene Ontology annotation, cellular component: Set1C/COMPASS complex.
AUGGACGCAGCAAAGGAAACACGCCAGCUGUGGGCACGGGCCCCUCUUCCUUUGCGCGCUGGGCACCUUGACGUGUUUCAGUCUAGGGAGACGUUUACCUUUGACGAAUAUUACGUGGGCUCAGUGCCACUGAAGGAGGUGACCUUUGCCCGGCUCAACGACAACGUCAAGGAAGCCUUCCUGGCUGAGAUGUGCCGCAAGUUCGGCGACGUGGAGGAGAUCGAGAUCCUGUACAACCCCAAGAACAAGAAGCACCUGGGCCUGGCCAAGGUGGUCUUCACCAGCACCCGAGGGGCGAAGGAGACGGUGAAGAACCUGCACAACACCUCCGUGAUGGGGAACGUCAUCCACGCGCAGCUCGACAUCAAAGGGCAGCAGCGAAUGAAAUACUUCGAGCUGAUCGUCAACGGAUACUAUACCCCCCAGACGGUGCCAACGGGGGGUAAAGCUCUCGUCGAUAAGUUCCCACCCUACCAGGCAGACACGGUGAGAGGCUGGUGA